Messenger RNA from Bactrocera latifrons, 1606 nucleotides. RefSeq names its product putative 115 kDa protein in type-1 retrotransposable element R1DM. Lineage: Eukaryota; Metazoa; Arthropoda; Insecta; Diptera; Tephritidae. The transcript is spliced from 3 exons. The annotation marks the transcript as partial. The record is from RefSeq and is a predicted model, not a curated record.
AUGGAAGAGUAUAAGGAAUAUAAAGCUGCGAAAACUGAGCUGAAAGACGCAAUAACAAAGACAAAGAAAGAUAAAUGGGAAGAGCUACGUAACGAUAUAAACCAAAAUCCGUGGGGUCUCGGAUAUAAGAUUGUAAUGAAAAAACUCGAAGCAAAACAGUCCACCCCUGAGUUAAAUGCCGCAGCUAUGGAGCACAUCGUAAGCACUCUGUUCCCAACCCAUGACCUGCGAAGAGACGCACCAGAACAUGCACAAGAGAGCUCAUAUCUGCCUUUCACUAUGGAGGAAAUGUACACGGCAGCAAAUACUUUAAAGACCAAAAAAGCCCCUGAUCCUGAUGGGAUACCAGUGGAAGUGUUAAAGCUAAUCGCUUUGGAACACCCGCACUUACUGCUAUCCAUGUACAGUGCAUGCUUGAACGAGGGCAUUUUCCCAGAAAUAUGGAAGAGGCAGCAUCUGACCCUAAUAAGCAAAGGCAAAGGAGACCCAGGAACAUCAUCAGCAUACCGACCUCUAUGCAUGCUAGAUACAGCAGGAAAGCUACUAGAAAUACUGUUGAAACCCCGAAUCAUAGCAGCCAUAAACGAUGCUGGAGGCCUAUCRGAGCGACAACAUGGCUUCAGACCAGGCAGGUGCACUAUCGGAGCUGUGGAAGACGUCGUGCGCAGCGUGGAGGAAGCGCAUCGAAAGAACAACUUCUCCAGGCCAAUAGUUCUCCUCGCAACACUUGACAUACGAAAUGCAUUCAAUAGCGCAAAGUGGGCAAAUAUGAUCGACGCACUAGAAAGUCGCUUCAAAACGCCCCUCUACUUGAUGAAAAUGAUACGAAGCUAUCUUAAAGACAGGAAAUUACUGUAUGAUACGAGUGACGGCCCAAAAAGUAAAGAAAUAACCUCUGGAGCAGCGCAGGGAUCAAUACUUGGAUCAGAUCUAUGGAAUGCCAGCUACGACGGAAUUUUAAACGUUGAAAUGCCUGACGAUUGCUACCUCGUUGGCUAUGCAGACGACAUUGCCGCCGUCAUAACCGCGCGUAAUACCGAAAUGGCAACGCAGACAUGGUUGAACUCACACGGACUCAGCCUAGCUGCUGAAAAAACAGAAGUGAUCCUGCUCACUAGGAAACAUAUCCCGCUGGAGACGAUCGAGCAACUUAAAUCAAGCAAUGUAGUAGGCGGCGCCACUGAUAUGACAGAAAAAGACGAUUCAUCGAAUAGCAGAGCUUCGACUACUUUAAAUAACGGCGCAACGAAUGUCAACGCGACAUUCAACAAACAAACAAACAUACACUAUGCAACAAAUAAUAGCGGCGGCUCUUCGAACGACAGCGGCGCAUUGAACAACGACAGCGGCGCAUUGAACGACGACAGCGGCGCAUUGAACAACGGCAGCGCUUUCAACGAUAACAGCACAUUAAACGACAAUGACGGUUUGAACAGCAACUUGGCCAAUGAGACUAUGGGUUAUGACGUAGUUUUGGGUAGAGACUUUUUCAAAGCAAGUAAUUUAGUUUUGAUAUGCAAGGAUGAGGUCAAAAAGUAUACAUUUAUUAAGUUGAAAAAGAGUGUUGAUGAUGACAGUGUUGAAUAUGAAAGUGUAAGCGAUGAAG